AUGAUCAAAACAAAUUUGAUUGAUUCAAAUAAAUACCAUCCUCAACUAAUUAUUAGAGAUAUUUUAAAUAUCAUAAAGUAUAAUAAUCGUUAUACAACAUCAUACUUAAAACUUGUGAAAUUCAUAUCAGAUGAUUAUCCUCUUCAUUAUGCAGUAUUAAAUAAUAGUGAAAUAAGAGUCGAAUUUCUAUAUUCACAUGAUGCACAAAUCAAUGAAAAAGAUGUAGAUGGAAAAACAGCUCUUCAUGAGGCAACAUAUAAAAAUAAUAGAGAAAUAGUCGAACUUCUUAUUUUACACGGUGCAAAUAUCAAUGAAAAAGAUAAUAAUGAAAAAACAGCUCUUCAUGAGGCAACAUAUAAAAAUAAUAGAGAAAUAGUCGAACUUCUUAUUUUACACGGUGCAAAUAUCAAUGAAAAAGAUAAUAAUGGAAAAACACCUCUUGAUGUUGCAACAAAAUAUAAUAGUUAUGAAAUAGUCAAACUUCUUAUUUCAUAUGGUGCAAAUAUCAAUUAA
This is a messenger RNA of Trichomonas vaginalis G3, 513 nucleotides long. RefSeq names its product cyclin-dependent kinase inhibitor 2C-related family. NCBI's taxonomy places the organism in Eukaryota, Parabasalia, Trichomonadida, Trichomonadidae. The record is from RefSeq and is a predicted model, not a curated record. Gene Ontology annotation, cellular component: cytoplasm; nucleus. Bases 1 to 513 code for a protein of 170 amino acids. Gene Ontology annotation, molecular function: protein binding. The transcript has a single exon.